UUCAUUAAGAGAUUGAUCGCAUCAUCAAAAAUUUGACCAAAACAGCAGUGACAAUUAAUGCAGUGAAAAGGCAUUGGCGUACAAAAUCACAAAAAAAAAAAAAUAAUUCUUGACGCACUUUGGUUUAGAAAAACAAAACAAAUUUUGGGCCCUACUGUCGAAUAAUUUCUUUCGUAAUGGCUGGAAAUAGUGCUGCUGUUACUGGUAAAAUACCCAAAUAUGCUGCCGGAACUCAACCGUUCACAGUUUUAAUUGAGGGAAACAUUGGCAGCGGCAAAACUACUUUCCUAAAUCAUUUUCAACAAUUUCAAGAGAAGAUUUGUCUCAUCACAGAGCCUGUGGAGAAAUGGCGCAAUGUUAGAGGUGUUAAUUUAUUGAAACUUAUGUACAAAGAACCCGAACGUUGGGCCAUGCCUUUCCAAUCGUAUGUCACGCUAACCAUGCUACAAAGCCAUACACAGCAAACACAGAAGCCAGUAAAGCUUAUGGAACGUUCCAUUUUCAGUUCAAGGUAUUGCUUUGUGGAAAAUAUGUAUAGAAAUAAAAUUAUUGACGAUGGCAUGUAUCAUGUUCUUCAAGAAUGGUAUAAUUUUAUUGACAAUUCAAUACAUGUUCAAGCGGAUCUCAUUGUAUAUUUACGUACAACACCAAAGGUGGUAUAUGAACGCAUGCGUAAAAGAGCACGUUCGGAAGAAAGUUGUGUACCCAUAAAGUAUCUAGAAGAAUUACAUAAAUUACACGAAGAAUGGUUAAUUGAAAAUCCAGAGUUUAAUAAUAAAGUCGUUGUACUAGAUGCCGAUUUAGAUUUGGAACACAUAGGCUCUGAAUAUAAACGUUAUGAAAAUCACAUCAUCAACCCCACAUUUAUACGUCAACAACAAGCCGUUCUAGUAUCACCCAGUAAACGUCGCCGUAUGGAAUGAUGGAACACAUAAGCUCCGAUUGUAGACGUUACGAACAUCACAUCUUCAAAACCAUCACCCAGUAAAUGUCGCCACAUGGGCUGACUUCGUUUAUUUUCGGAAAAGCUUGCAAUCUACGUUUGGAAUAUAUUGUAGUUUAGUGACUCUUUAUACCCUACAACACUAUGUGUUGGGGGUAUUAUAAGUUUGAUUGGGCCAAAAAUUAUGUAACACCACGAAGUAUUGAUUUCCCAUAUAGGAAAGUAUAUAUGGAUCUUCCUAUCUCGCCGAGCUGAGUCGAUCUAGCUAUGUAUGUCCGUCCGUCCGUCUGUCCGUCUGUCCAUGUUAAUUUGUAAUCACUCUACAGGUCGCAAUUAUCGUCCGAUCUUCACGAAAUUUUGCACGAAGGUGGGGUUAGGGUCAGAAUAGAACCCUAUUUCUUUUGGACAUGAUCGCCAAAUGUUUAGGGGUUGAAAUGGACCAAAUACUGAAAAAAUGUCGGAUUUUGCACUUGCCCUACAGGUCGCAAUUAUAGACCAAUCGACGCGGAAUUUCGCAUGUAGCUAGAGUUUAGGGCUGGCAAGAAGCCUACCCAUUUGGUCAUCGGAUAAUAUUUAGCGGGUAAAAUAGACCAUAUCUUUUUUGUUGAAAAAAUUUAAAAAUUUUCAUUAAACCGCGAAUAUUUUAAAUUCCAGCGAAAUCACAAAGCCAUGACAAGGUUACUUCUGAUCUUUACAUUGAUGUUAACAUCUAACAAAACGGAUAUAUAGCAAAAUAUGUACGAUAUAUAUGUUUAUCAAAGAAGAUAUGCUUGAAAAAUCUCGUAUAUGUCGAGAACGGCUGAACUGAUUUCGACAGUUCUCAUUAAUUCAGAAUGGCCUCUUGGCAGGAAACAUAAAACGUCUAAAAAAAUUGCAUAAAAAUAUCUCUCUAAAGAUGAAAAUAUUGAUUUUGUAAUAUUUUCUCAUAUUUUUUCAAUUUUGUCAUAUUUUUGGCAUAUUUUCAUUUUGAAUUAAACAUUUGGUAAUAUUUCUACAGCUAACAAAACUAAGUAGUUAGGAUAUCAGGAUAUCAUAUACAGAUCGCAUUUAUGGCCCGAUCCUUACGAAAUUUUGCAUGGAGAUAAGAUGAGGGUCAGAAUAAAAGCCUAUUCUUUUUGGAGAUAUUCGGGGUUGAAAUGGACCAAAAAACUGCAAAAUUGUCAGCAGGUCGUAAUUAUGAGGUUACCGGACAUUGCAAAAGCCAAGCAGUUUUGGAUGGCCAUCCAAAAAUAUUCAAUGUGUGAAGGAGUUUGCCAACUUUUAUAGACAAAAUACGAAAAUGUAAUGUCCAUUCCAGUGACUUUUUGGAGAAUUCACAAAUACAGGAAAGACGCACUUCUGACUAUUUCGUUAACGCUGAUUUCGUUGAAGAAUAUAGUCAAAUGUCUGUAUCUCAUAUAGAUGCGUUUCAGUCAAAAACCAGUAAUAAAUAUUAAUCUUUUGCCACUUCUGAGAGAUUAUAGGUCUUUGGGAAAUAUUGGUUCCAGAUCUAGGAAGACCAUUUACGUGCAACAUCUACCAAUAAAUUGGAAAUGAGCAAAUUAGUUUAAGUUGCUAUUAUCCGAAAAUUAGAGAACGAAACCUGAUGAUUUUCUUUUAUUAUUUGUCACAAUAUCCUGUGGAGUUCUUUCGAGUAUCUCGCCAAUAUAAACUGUAUCGUUUAUUAUAGUGUUGUAGGGUAUUCAACGGUCGGCCCCGCUCGACUGUAGCCUUUGCUUACUUGUGUUUAAUUAAUUUGUAAGUUUUAAUUUUAAUCCUUAUCUAGUAUAGUAUUGCAAUAUCAAUAUAUGUUUAAUUUUUAAGUAUUUCUUCUGGAAAAUGAUGAUCUUGAUUUUGACGACCAUUAGCAAAUUUAGUUCAAUUUUGUUUAUUUGUGCAAUACAUGUAUGAAUGUUGUGCUUGUGUUAUUAGUAUCUUUUUUUCUUUAGAAAACGUUUAAGCAAUUUUAUAUGUAAAGCAUGACUUUUUACUUUAAUAGCAGACACAAAGAAAAUAGUUGGUAAAAUUUAAAUUAUUUCUUUUCUCAUGGAUUUCUUUUCCAAGUAAAUAUUAAAUGUCUGUCUUUGAAGUCAAGCAAUUGCAUCAACUUGUUUAUAUUGUACUUAUCAUAUGAAAAACAACAUCAUCAAAAUUGUAACUGCCAUUUAAAUAAACUAAUACUUAAAUAUAUUGUAACGAGGCACCUCAUAGAUCUAUUAUAUAUUAAGAUAACUAGUAAAUGUUGCAUUUCUUUAAUUAUUUUACACUUA
This is a messenger RNA of Musca domestica (house fly), 3192 nucleotides long. RefSeq names its product deoxynucleoside kinase. The record is from RefSeq and is a predicted model, not a curated record. Gene Ontology annotation, biological process: nucleobase-containing compound metabolic process. The coding region runs from base 177 to 923 and encodes 248 amino acids. Lineage: Eukaryota; Metazoa; Arthropoda; Insecta; Diptera; Muscidae. Gene Ontology annotation, molecular function: deoxynucleoside kinase activity; ATP binding. Gene Ontology annotation, cellular component: cytoplasm; mitochondrion. The transcript is spliced from 6 exons.